AUGACUGGUAAGCUUUCACUUCAGGCUGAUGGAUCAGAAAUAGACGUGUUUCCAUUAACGAAUUGGGGUAAGGGGAUUUCCCCUUCAGACUUUAUUGGAUUGUGUUUCCCCUUCGGAUUUUAUCAGAUCGGGUUAUGUGAGGAUGAUGGGUGGAUGGUGGAUGGUGGAUGGUGUAUAUAGAUGAUAGAUAGCUAUAUAUUAAUUUAAUAUGUAAUUUUUAAU
Molecule: messenger RNA, 222 nt
Organism: Rhizophagus irregularis DAOM 181602=DAOM 197198
Lineage: Eukaryota; Fungi; Glomeromycota; Glomeromycetes; Glomerales; Glomeraceae
Source: RefSeq, a predicted model, not a curated record